This is a messenger RNA of Papilio machaon (common yellow swallowtail), 1075 nucleotides long. Its product is annotated as mast cell protease 3. The coding region runs from base 35 to 1075 and encodes 346 amino acids. The record is from RefSeq and is a predicted model, not a curated record. The transcript has a single exon. NCBI's taxonomy places the organism in Eukaryota, Metazoa, Arthropoda, Insecta, Lepidoptera, Papilionidae. Gene Ontology annotation, biological process: proteolysis. Gene Ontology annotation, molecular function: serine-type endopeptidase activity.
AUUCGUAAACUCUUACAAGUUUUUCUUGAUUAUAAUGAUAAAAGAAGUUAUUUCAUUACGUUUAUUGGUAUUUAUUUUAUUUCUUCUAAAUUAUACAGACGUUUGUUCUAGUGAAAAUGUAAAAAAAAGCGUAUACGAAAAUAGAGACGACAAUGGAGAUUCAAAUGAUGACGGUAAAGAUGAAUCAAUGGAUGUUCCUUAUGAAACCGAUCAAAACAACGCUACAUGUACCAGAAGACAAAACAGCCAAAUGCACGAGGUACGAUCAGCAUUUGCUAAGCAAUUUCCUUUUAUGGCCGCUAUAAUGUCUCAGCAGAAUGAAUACUUGUGCUCUGGAGCCAUCGUGUCUAACGGACUUGUUCUUACAUCUGCUCAGUGUAUUCAGAAGCCAAUAAAUUACAUCUUACUGAAUACAACUACAGCUAAAAGAGACAAUACAUCUGUUCUUCUGCAUAUAAUAAAAUCUGAAAAAUAUCCUACAUAUUCUGGAGCUGGAGCAGGAAAGGAUGUUGGUCUUGUAUAUACUGAGAAGCAUAAUACAUCAUUUGUUUCGAAACUUGGCCUGAGUAAUAUGACAACUGGAGAUCAACUCAUAGACGUAGAAGCUUUCGGAUUUGGUUUAAAUACUGAUUCUGGCGUUGAAAAAGAGUUACAGUUCGUUGGCUUAGAGCGGCGAUCAGCAUCUAACGAACACUAUUUUAGUGCUUAUCUUGAUUGCGUAGAAACCAAAAUACUGACCUGUUUUAAAGAUAUUGGUGGACCAGUGAUUUUUGAUCAUCAACUUGUCGGCGUGGUUGUCAAAGGUCAAAGUGACUGUACUAGAGAAAUUACAUCACGUUAUUCCAUUAACAAAUUCAUGAUUGACUUUCUACCAUCCUACGCUUUUAAAGCAUGGCUAAAUGAAAGAAUUAAAACGAACGAAGAGCAUGAAGCAGUGGCCAUGCAAAUAUAUCCUGCAAAGCCGAUUCUUCGACAGACGGCUCAUGUAUUGACCAGCACUAACAGAAAUUCGGCUCAGAGAUGGCCAUUGAAAGUUAUUCUUUUAUAUUUAGUAACUAUUAUAACUUACCUUUAA